Molecule: messenger RNA, 1597 nt
Organism: Perognathus longimembris pacificus (Pacific pocket mouse)
Lineage: Eukaryota; Metazoa; Chordata; Mammalia; Rodentia; Heteromyidae
Gene: B3gnt4
Product: UDP-GlcNAc:betaGal beta-1,3-N-acetylglucosaminyltransferase 4
Exons: 1
Coding region: 394-1458 (354 amino acids)
Cellular component (GO): membrane
Molecular function (GO): hexosyltransferase activity
Source: RefSeq, a predicted model, not a curated record
CUGGUGCUCUGCCACUUGAGCCACAGCUCCACUUCCCUGUGCAGUAUCUUGACUUUAGGUUUAAAGAGCGUUUAGUGUCUUCUGCUUGGAACGAAUGUGAGUCAAAGCUCAACCAAGUGUGCAUUUGCAGUGAAGCCCUCUAAAGCCCAAGCCCACCACAUUUCCUGGGAGAGGCUGAGAGUGUUUAUGGUGUUUUAAAAUGUAUGCAAGUUACCUAGGAGAAAACGUUGCCCCCGGCCAGUCCCUUGAAGAUGGCAGAAGGCAGGCGAGUGGUAGAGCAGGUGUGCCUCGGGAUUCUCUGGGGAGUGGCAGAGGGCACACCAAGGAUAAAGCAGUCCUGAAAGCAAGCAGGGUCCUGGGCUCAGGUCUCUCACCUCACAGGGCGUCGCCGCGAUGUGCCACAGGGGCUGGCUGCUGCUCCUCCUGGCUCUGCUGCUUAGCUGCUUGCUGCUCCUGAGGAAGGAGGCUGUGCCCACCGGGGGCUCUGAAGCCCCGCAGUCCUUCUGGGCUUCUCCGGGGCCCCACCACAGCCGCUGCCUACCCAACCACACGGCGGCCAGCACCUCCCUCACCCUGCCCAGCCGGCACCGCCUUUUCUUGACCUAUCGCCAUUGCAGAAACUUCUCCAUUUUGCUGGAGCCUUCCCGCUGUGCCAAGGAUACUUUCCUGCUUCUAGCCAUCAAGUCACAGCCCAGUCAUGUGGAGCAGCGUGCAGCCAUCCGCGGCACGUGGGGCCGGGCAGGGAGCUGGGCCAGGGGCCGACAGCUGAAGCUUGUGUUCCUCCUAGGGGUGGUAGGGCCUGAACCCCUGGCCCAGCUGCUGACUUAUGAGAGCCGGCUGUUCGAUGACAUCCUGCAGUGGGAUUUUGCUGAAGACUUUUUCAACCUCACGCUCAAGGAGCUGCACCUGCACCGCUGGGUGGCGGCUGCCUGCACCCAGGCCCACUUCAUACUGAAGGGAGAUGACGAUGUGUUUGUCCAUGUCCCCAAUGUGCUGGAGUUCCUAGAUGGCCAGGACCCAGCCCAGGACCUCCUGGUAGGAGAUGUCAUCCACCAGGCCCUGCCCAACAGGAACACUCGAGUCAAAUACUUCAUCCCGCCCUCCAUGUACAGGGCCCGCCACUACCCACCCUAUGCCGGGGGCGGCGGCUACGUCAUGUCCAGAGCCACAGUGAGGAAGCUCAACAGAGCCUCUGAGGAGGCUGAGCUCUUCCCUAUCGAUGACGUCUUCGUUGGGAUGUGCCUGAGGAAGGUGGGGGUGAGCCCCAUGCACCAUGCUGGCUUCAAGACAUUUGGAAUCCGGCAGCCCCUGGACCCCCUGGACCCCUGCCUUUACAGGGGGCUCCUGCUGGUGCACCGCCUCCGCCCCCUGGAGAUGUGGACCAUGUGGGCAAUGGUGACAGAUGAGGGGCUGCAGUGUGCAGCAGCUCCCAGGCCUCAGCUCUUGGGGGUGGGCUGAAAAUAUGCAGAGUGGACUCAGUGCUGAUCUACUAGGCAAAAAGAGAGAACCUGGAAGACUGAUCCUCACAGGUGGAUAGGAAAUGCUCUUGUGAACCCUCCCCCACCUUGCUCGCUCUGAUUAAAAACACUGAAAUCUG